CUCACACAACAGGACCCACAACACAAACAGCGCAACCUCUCCAUUUGACGUUGGCCGGAGACGACUACAGCAGCACCAGCCGACGCAGCGGUAGCCCCUUCACAACAUGGGGCGGCGAAAAAAGAGCACGAAGAAGAUCGUGGUCAAGAAGAACACUACACUCGACAAGGUGUUCAAGUGUCCCUUCUGCAACCACGACAAGGUGGUGGAGUGCACCAUGAACAAGAAGGAAAAGACAGCGCGGCUGCUUUGCCGGAUGUGCGACGUAAACUACGAAAUGACAAUAAACUACUUGACGGAGCCGAUAGACGUGUACACAGACUGGAUCGACGAGUGCGAGGCGGUUAACGCGGUCGACGCGGCUGCGGAGGAGCACAAAGAUGACGAGCAGUUCAUCGACGACCAAGAGAUAGCGGAGGGCUAAGAACCAGAAUAAGAACCAGAAGAUGUACAGACCCAAUCACCGCGUCCCCGGUGUUAGGGAAAAUGCUAGCUUCGACAUACAACAACUCGAGUCAACACGUCGGUAGGAUGAACUGUAGGGACUUCUCAGACGUUUUUUUUUUGCUUGGUUUGGCAGCAUGAGUUGUGGAGUUGCGUCUUGCCUGUAGAAUGAGUUCUGCGGGAUGAAAUAGCCCGCCCUCCUGGACAAUCAAGUUCUUGCACCAAUCAUGACGAAUUGUCUUCGUUGCCGAUUGCCUGCACCCUACCCCGGGUUGCAGCAGCUUUUUUUUUUUUCGUUUUUUCAAGGGAAAGCGUCGGUCGUCAUGGUGAUACUCCCUGUGCAGGGCACUUUCUUAACGUAGAAGACCAGCCGCUCGUGUCAACUUACUGCUGUGGUUGUCAAGGUGAUGCGAGGGAAAGGAACUGCCGUUGCGUGAUACACACUGAGAGAGGCAUCGUGUGGCCCGCAGUCUUCCUAUGGUCAACACUGGUGCCGCUGAUUUCUGAUCGGCCUCGGUGUUCCGCUUCACCGUCCGGUCAAGUUCGUGCGGGGCGACGGUCGUUUAGGCGUACAGUAGUGGGUGGGAGAGGACGAAUGCAACGUGUAGACCCCAGAUGUACAUUGAAGCAUUGAAGUGGUGCAACCACCAACGGUAGGGACUCAUACAGAAGCACCGCGCGAGUUUUCGGCCGUAGCACCAACACCUCCCUCUGUCUCGGUAGCCGCGCGACGAUUGGUGCUUUCAUUCCUAAGCGUUGUUGCUGCUGCUAGUUGGAGAAGAGAAUGGUCCGUGAGGGACGGCAUCGUGCAUGUUUUGGUGGAGUUGAAGUGAAAUUAUUGUGUUAGUUUGGGCUUUGAACCUGCCGCAGAUACGGGCUGUGGGUAUUGGCUUGUGGGGGGCGUGCCCCAAAUCGAAGCCGUCAAUUUAUUGGUGUGCGAUCGCGUCCAAAACCCAACAUUUCGCUGCACUCGGAGGAUCCGCACCCGCCACCUCCACCAGUGGUGAUGAUGGCGAAGCAAGCAGAUGAACGUGCAUCGAACAUGAACGAACAUGAUCAGACUCAA
Molecule: messenger RNA, 1510 nt
Organism: Ectocarpus sp. CCAP 1310/34
Lineage: Eukaryota; Phaeophyceae; Ectocarpales; Ectocarpaceae
Source: the annotation of a GenBank genome assembly